Theobroma cacao (cacao) is the source of this 3154-nucleotide messenger RNA. RefSeq names its product squamosa promoter-binding-like protein 16. Gene Ontology annotation, molecular function: DNA binding. Gene Ontology annotation, cellular component: nucleus. Lineage: Eukaryota; Viridiplantae; Streptophyta; Magnoliopsida; Malvales; Malvaceae. The record is from RefSeq and is a predicted model, not a curated record.
UAUAAAAUAUAAAUUGUAGGGGGGUUUUUUUGCCUCUACUCCUUGCAAUGAUAACUAUGUUACUAACGGGUAAAGAAGACCCAUAUGGUCCUCCCUUUUUCAGUCAAUGAAAGUGGUAAUAGCAACUUUUGCUCGACCUUCCAAGAAAAAAUGUUCUCUGCUUUGGGAAAUACUCGGUAAGAAAGUAUACUACUAGUAUACUGAUUAAGGACAAGUUCUAGCUCUCAUCGUGCAAGCAUAACUUCCUACCCUAAAAUCCGCUUACAACAUUCAAAUGAUGAAUUAUUUUUAAAAUGCUAAAGCCCAAUUGGGACUUUUAAUCUGAGUUUUGUUUGAAAAAAUAAUAAUUUUGUGGUAAAGGCCUUUCUUUCUUUCCGAAAAUAUCUUGGCGACCACUUGUGGUUGGGAUGCGAGUGCUGACUCCAAUGACGUGACAGGUAUGAAGCGUCUGAAUUCCAUAAAAGUUGCACUUGAUUCAGGAGUUAUGCAAUGACCAUUAAGGCCUCCCUUUAGCUUCUUCACUCUUUGCCUAUAUCUUUUUCCUUCCUCAAUCCUCAUGUGUUGCUUCCUGGACACUGCAACUAGCACUAGGGAGGGAGCCUAAUUAAACUUCUUCCAUUGGAAUGGGUGGUUUGGUCAAUGAUUAUUUCAGACAUUUAUAACUGUGCAUCCACCUUGAAGUUUUCAUUUCUACAAUUAAACUUAUCAUUAUUAAUUAUAAUUGCUUUUAAUUGUCAACGACUCCUGAUUCGGUCAUAUGUGACUCACUUGUAGUAGGAAUCACCUUAUGUGUUUCAAACCGACCAAUCUCCUUCCACUAAUUGUUCUUGAAAGAAAGAAGAAAAAAAAAUACUAGUAGGAUAUAGUACACCUAACUCUCCUAGGUGUAACUUUAUGUUGUUAUAAUUUCGGAACAAAGGGUAUCAUCUGCAAUUUUUUUGUGCAAGCGAGUAUUCUAGUCAUGGAAUUUUUGCUUCGAUUCUAGUUCUGUUCAUAUAGUAUUAGGAAUAAUCAUUUGAUACUUGGAGCAGGUAUUUAAGUUCAGUUGGAGAAAAAUUUGGUUAAGGUGAUGGGAAUGAAGAAUGGAAAAUAAGAAAAACGGAAAAGUUGAUGGGCUGUGACUUGAGGCGGAUUGAAGGUAAGCUGAAUGUUGCAGCAGCAUUUCAGCUGUCAAGUCCGGUAGCACAAUAAGUUAAUCAGGCUUACUUAGCAUUGUUGUAUUGAGAGUUUGGGUGAUUUUGAAGAUACUUUUAAGGGUCCUGGGGUCCCUUUGAUGGAGUCAUCAUCAUCUGCUUCAUUUAAAAGGGCUCGGGCACCUGGCAGCGGAAACCAAGUACCUUCAUGCUUGGUUGAUGGUUGCACUGCAGACCUCAGCAAAUGCAGGGACUAUCAUCGACGCCAUAAAGUAUGCGAAGUCCACUCUAAGACCCCAAAGGUUACAAUUAGGGGUCAGGAACAACGAUUUUGCCAGCAGUGCAGCAGGUUUCAUUCAUUAGUGGAGUUUGAUGAGGGGAAACGAAGCUGUAGGAAACGUCUUGAUGGACACAACCGACGUCGAAGAAAGCCUCAACCUGAUUCUCUAUCUGUAAAUUCUGGAAGGUUUCUUUCCAAUCACCAAGGUACUAGAUAUUUACCAUUCAGUAACCACCAAAUAUUUUCCGCUACCGCUGUAACCUCUUCUUGGGUGGGGUCUGUGAAAGUGGAAACUGAUAUAAAGUCAGAGUUAAACUUCAGCAGCAGAAAUAGCUUGUUCCCUGGAUCCUCAUCUCAAAACUGCAAAGAAGAAAAGCACUUCUCAUUCUUACAAAGCACUAGUUUGUCACUCCCUGGAGUUUCUGUUUGUCAACCCUUUCUUGAUGCCAAUCCUUUAUCAGGCAAUGGUGGCAGCAGCCGGAAAAUAUUCUCAAAUGGGUUAAAUCAAGUCAUCAACUCUAAUCGUGCUCUCUCUCUUCUGUCAUCCCAACCGGCUGAGACUGGGGAGAUUGGUUUGAGCCCCUGCCCCAUGGUGCAGUCUGGCCCAGCUUCAUCCUUGAACCAAAACUUGCAAUAUAAUGGUCUAGGAAUGGAGGGUGAGCAAGUAGGAUCUAUUUUGGCCUCUGAUGGCAGUAGUAACACCAACUUCCACGGAAACGAAAUGUUUCAGACUGGGCAUCCUGGGUCAUCUUCAAGUGGUACUCACCAUACGCUUUCCUUCUCAUGGGAGUAGUAUGUGCCGUUUCCAUCUACACUUUCAAAUAGAUGGUUUUGAGUGAUUAAAAAUGCUUAUCCCAUAAAUUACAAUGUUUACAGCCUUUUAAGCGGUGGCAUUUUGAAGUUGCAAAUUUAUGUACGUGUUUUUCCUCUAAAAAAAUUAUGUAGCCUUGUUCAAGUGAGUUCCAAUGAUGUAUGAAUCUUUUUCCGAGACAGAUUAUUUGAUUCUGCGGUAGUACUUGUUCCAUGUCAUUAGAUACUUGGUAGUCAGGACUCAUUUAUUCGUGCAAAAGACGAAAAGAGUUUACAGCAGAAGCUGCCCAAGUUAUCCAAAACGCAUUUAAAAUUCUUUAGAGGCUUCACCACCUGAGCUGCAAGUGAAUGAUUUACGUUUGUGAUGUCUUGAUUCUUACAAGGUUGUAUCCUGUGAGAGGGAUAACUGUAGUAGAGGAUUUGCUGGUCAAUUUAAUGCCUUGUGAGAGCGAAAAUUAUGGGGUCUACACGGUAACAUCGUCUAAGUUGAGUGCAACCUUUGUCAAUAUCCGAAUGUUGGCUAAGGAAACAUGUGCUUAAGUAAAGCAGGAUGACCUACCAUUACAGAUUGUUGAAAGGUAAUUCUCAAUCUGGAAGCAAGACUGAUUGAAGACUAGGCGGGAAGCAACAGCUUUGAAGGUUGGAAAAGACACUUGGAGCAUAAACGGUGGUGUUUCUUGACUGAAUAGGCUGGAGGUUUCAAAACUUUUGGUUUUAGUCUUUAUUUAAAGUUGCUGUCCUCAAAACGAUGUGAUGGUUGUCGUUUGGGUUUGCUGUUAUUGUUACUUAGUCUUAUACGUUUCUUUGUAGUGUCGUUUUAGUCUGUUUUCAUUCUCUGUUGAAGGCCUAACGGCCAUGGUUGGUCUGGUUCUCUUUAUCAUUGAGCUGUGUGUUGGUAAGUGUGAAAUUUAGUGCUUGAUUCGAUUUGUCA